Molecule: messenger RNA, 2316 nt
Organism: Notodromas monacha
Lineage: Eukaryota; Metazoa; Arthropoda; Ostracoda; Podocopida; Cyprididae
Source: the annotation of a GenBank genome assembly
AGAAUGAAAAGUGAAUCACAAGGGAAAGAAUUGUGAAAGAUGGAGAAAGGGAAAAUCGAGUCGCUGUCGUUGAACUCAAAAUGCCUCAGCUGAUCCCGCGACGUAAUUCGAAUGCAGAAAAUCUCGAAUCGCCUCCGGUUAACGUCAGUAUGGAGAUAGAAGAGACUGAUGGAGUGGAGGAGGAAGAAGAAGAAAGUUCCCCGCUGGAAACCUUCGACAAAGGCUUGCCGGCGAAGCAUUUGUAUUUGGGCGAGAAUUUGGAGGAGCUGAAGGGCUACGGAAUCGAACCUGAUGAAUUCGAGGAAGUGGAAAUCCCCUUGAUUCCUGAGCGAAACUUCGCCUUAGUUCCCGGCCAGGUAUUCCCCUUCUCCAUGUACGAUCCUGCUGGAGUGUCCCUUUUCAUGGGACUUAUCCGGGACCGGAAGGAAUUCGGUGUUCGCUUCAAUGAAGAAACGGAAUGGGGGACAAUGGCCCAAAUCUACGAAUACUCCGUCAAGGAUGAGGACAGUAUGCCAUCGGUGUGUGUCAAAGCACGCGGUCGGCGCCGAUUUCUGAUCAAGAGCAUUCGUACUUGCCCCAAUGGACUUAGAUAUGCCAAGGUCUUGAUACAGCCCGAAGUCCGGUUGCAGGACUGCAUGUUGAAUGCGAGAUUUUCGUCGCUGAACAAGUUACGACUUCCUCCUAUUCCUAAACCUGUGAGCCGGGUUGAAGAUGAAGUGGAGGAAACCUCGAGUUCAGAUGUUUCGACGAACGACGAUUCCUGCGACUCCGACGAUAAACCCGAGUUGUAUCACCCCCCAAUUUCGACCAGCAUCCCUCGUCAGUUUGAUUACGCCUGCUCCCCAUUUCCGAUGUGGGUCCACGACAUGUACGACGAGCGACGGCUCGCGAAGCGGGUACGGGAAUCCAUCCCCGUCACAUCCUAUGUCGCGCAGAAUCGAAAGAAGUUCCUGCAGACCUCGGAGAACAUGCCUAUGUGUCCAGUGGAAUUGAGUCAUUGGGUAGCGAGGAGUUUACCUAUUCCAGAGUCAGACAGAAUCGCGUUGCUGCGCUUCAACUCGGCGGCCCAACGACUGCGGUACGAGCUGAGCUUGACUGCCAUUGACAAAUUCCGCACUCUGGGCUGCUACGUGUGUGGAAAGGAGAUCGCGAAGCAAGGUGAUGUCAUCUCCAUGUCGGACGAAGGUCCGCAAGGAGUAUUCAUCAAUGCCGGUGGUUACAUCCACGAUCUGUUGACGUUCUCCAAGCUUCUCGUCAAUAUGCAACUGGUUGGGGAGAGAGAGGAAAUGUUUUCGUGGUUCCCGGGUUACGCGUGGCGGAUUGGAGAGUGCCCCGCGUGCACCGAGCAUCUGGGUUGGCGGUUCGAUGCCGUAGAACCCAAACUGGUGCCCAGGAAAUUUUUCGCGUUGCUGAAAAAUAAAAUCUCGUGGAGCUCGUUUGCGUUGAACGAGCAACGCGAGACGAUGCGUCCUCAUUCAUGAGACAUUUUUCGGUCCUUCUCUGUUAUAUCCCCCCUGGCCCCGAGUCCGUGAUUCUGUUAUCUCUCGCAUCUUGAAUCGUAUUCUCUUGAAGCCAUGUCAGGUUUAGAAUUGUUGGUUGUCGAACUGGGUUUGGUUAGGCUUCGGUUCUUUUCAUUCGAACACCUGGCCGAUUUUUAUUGUUCCUCUGGCUACGUUAAAUGUAAUAGUUUCUUCAAAGAACACGUUGAAUUCCUUUCAUUUUUCCUCGGAUUUUCUUUCGAUCUUCAUAUUGUUGGACUGAGCAGCUUGAUCACGAUUCAUGUAACAAGAUGAGACACCCCAACGUUUAGAUGGGUCGCAUACGAUUUCAGAAAAUCAUGUGAUAUCAUUUAAACUUGAACAGAGCUAAAUUGAAGGCGAUCGUCAGUGCGAAGGCCAGGUGUUGAAUUCAGUCUGACUUAUUGAAUUUAAUGAGUGCAGUCAAGUGAGUUUAACGAGUUCAACAAUUGAAAAGGGGUUAUAACAGAGAAGUGCCGAAUUUUUUUUUUUAAGAAGUGGAAUUGUGCGUUUUGAAAAAUGUCUUGCUGAACGAAUUCCGGUCACAUCCCAUUUCUUAUUACAAAAUUCUGUGAGUUCAUCCGUAUCGUUGUAGUCAUUUGAAGGCGUUGUCGGAAAACCCAUAAUAAUCUUCGGUGUUGAAAAUCGUGCGUUUUUUUUCGAAUGCUUAUGCAUUGCAGGUCACGUCUCGUUCAACGUGAUAUUGUUUUUUUCUUUUUUUAUUCGGAAAUUUGACCCGUGAAAUGUUCAUCGUGAAGCGAAGAUAUCUUCAUUCUCUUUUUUUUUUUUAUAAUUUGCA